This is a messenger RNA of Lactuca virosa, 712 nucleotides long. Lineage: Eukaryota; Viridiplantae; Streptophyta; Magnoliopsida; Asterales; Asteraceae. The record is from the annotation of a GenBank genome assembly.
ACCGAUAAAACCCUAGACAACUAAUCUCUCCCGUCAUAUAAAAUCAUCAAACCCCUCUUUCUUUCAGCCGUAGGAGAACGCACGGCGAUCAACCAUGUCGAAGCGAGGUCGCGGAGGUUCCGCUGGGAACAAAUUUCGUAUGUCACUUGGUUUGCCGGUGGCUGCCACUGUGAAUUGCGCCGACAACACUGGUGCCAAGAACCUGUACAUCAUUUCAGUCAAGGGAAUCAAGGGUAGGCUUAACCGUCUGCCGUCGGCGUGUGUCGGUGAUAUGGUUAUGGCCACCGUGAAGAAAGGUAAGCCAGAUCUCAGAAAGAAGGUCAUGCCUGCUGUUAUUGUUCGUCAACGCAAGCCAUGGCGCCGAAAGGACGGUGUUUUCAUGUACUUCGAAGAUAAUGCUGGUGUUAUCGUCAAUCCUAAGGGAGAAAUGAAAGGAUCUGCUAUCACUGGACCAAUUGGAAAGGAAUGUGCUGAUUUAUGGCCAAGGAUUGCGAGUGCUGCUAAUGCUAUUGUUUAAGACUAUUUCAAGUUGAGUGUCUGGUUUUUGUUCUAAGCUAGUUUUUAUUAAAAUAGCUGUUUUUUGUUUUUUUGAGAAUAUUGUUAUAAGACCUUAUUUGCCUACUACUCCACAUGUGGAUUAACAAUGAUUUUCCUUCUUUUGCUGUCAAUUUUGCUUUUGUUAAUUUUUCUACGUAUAUUCUAUCUACAAUUA